Messenger RNA from Fusarium oxysporum Fo47, 1173 nucleotides. Its product is annotated as actin-related protein, ARP2 class. Gene Ontology annotation, cellular component: Arp2/3 protein complex; actin cortical patch. Gene Ontology annotation, molecular function: actin filament binding. The record is from RefSeq and is a predicted model, not a curated record. Bases 1 to 1173 code for a protein of 390 amino acids. The transcript is spliced from 3 exons. NCBI's taxonomy places the organism in Eukaryota, Fungi, Ascomycota, Sordariomycetes, Hypocreales, Nectriaceae. Gene Ontology annotation, biological process: Arp2/3 complex-mediated actin nucleation.
AUGACUAGUCCUCCACCCAUUGUCCUUGAUGGCGGAACUGGUUUCCUCAAGGUCGGAUAUGCCGCGCAGAACUUCCCCGAGUAUCAGUAUCCGUCUAUCGUGGGCCGACCGAUCCUACGAUCCGAGGAGCAACAGGAUAACAACCUGAUCAUCAAGGAUAUCAUGUGCGGUGAUGAAGCCGCCGCUGCCCGAGCGAUGCUGCAGAUCAGCUACCCUAUGGAUAACGGCAUCAUCAAGAAAUGGGAUGAUAUGGAGCAUCUCUGGGAUUAUACCUUCUUCGAGAAACUCAAGGUCAAUCCUGAAGGCCAGAAGAUCCUCUUGACAGAGCCUCCGAUGAACCCUCUCGAGAACCGGGAGAAGAUGUGCGAGAUUAUGUUCGAACGAUAUGGAUUCGGAGCUCUUUACGUUGCGAUUCAAGCUGUCCUGGCCUUGUACUCGCAAGGUCUGAGUUCCGGUGUUGUUGUCGACUCGGGUGACGGUGUCACACACAUUGUUCCCGUCUACGAAUCCGUUAUCCUUAACCACCUCACAAAGCGAUUGGACAUCGCUGGCCGAGAUGUUACACGCAACCUGAUUAAUUUGCUGUUGCGUCGUGGCUACGUCCUAAACCGAACCGCCGACUUCGAGACGGUGCGCGAGAUCAAGGAGAAGCUAUGCUAUGUAUCUUACGACCUGGAGUUAGAUAAGCGGCUGAGUGAGGAUACGACAGUGCUUGUAAAAGAGUAUACGCUGCCAGAUGGACGUAUAGUCCGCGUAGGUAGCGAGAGAUUCGAGGCGCCUGAAUGCCUGUUCCAGCCUCACCUUGUCAAUAGCGAGUCGCCCGGCCUCAGCGAGAUCCUCUUUAAUACGAUCCAGUCGGCCGACGUGGAUAUUCGCUCGUCGCUGUUUAAGGCAGUUGUCCUAUCAGGCGGCAGCAGCAUGUAUCCUGGCCUACCGUCACGACUGGAGAAGGAGCUGAAGCAGCUGUGGCUAACACGGGUGUUGCAGGGCAACCCGGAGCGACUGAGCAAGUUCAAGGUGCGGAUAGAGGACCCCCCCAGACGGCGGCACAUGGUAUUCCUAGGCGGCGCAGUGCUAGCCAACAUCAUGGCAGACAAGGAGAGCACAUGGGUUACUAAGGCGGAAUGGGAAGAGCAGGGACCGAGGGUGCUGGAGAAGCUAGGACCGCGAUAG